AUGGUGGACGGGGAUAACGAAGAGGUGAAGGUCUAUCCAACGUUUUCAUGUUUAACUGGCAGGCACGGAAACAAAGAGAGAAGUACACGGAAAAAAGAGAAGUUGGAUAAAAAGUUAGGAGAACAAAAGGCAGUAAAAAAGGGAGUCCUGGAGUGGAGUGGCAGCAGGAAUGUAGGAGCACAGGACAGAAAGGGAGACUUCCAGGGAAACGGCGACUUCACAGGAGCAGAAGCCGAGUGCCAAGUCCUGGUCAGGCCCAGCCCUCCCCUCUCCUGGCGUUACCCCCACACUCGCUCCCCUCGUUUCCCCAACCUGCCCCGGGACCCGACAGGAGGCGCUGCGUGCCUGCAUGUCCCGGCUGAGCCGCGCCUGGCGUACUGCCACGGGGCUUUUGCUUCUGCUUCAGUGCCGGACCUGAGUGAGCAGUUCACACCACCAGAGACGGCUCCCGCGGCCCUCGUCAGCCUGGUCCAAGCCAUAGAGCAGAGAGGUCUGGACUCGACAACUCUGUACAGGAUGACUGCUAGUUCCUCCAUUUCAGACAGCCCAGUGCACAGCCUCAGUCCUGAGAGUGAUAUCAGUCAGACCGAUGUGUCCAUCCUGUCAGAGGGGGUCUUGCACUACCUGAGAGACCUCCCUUCGCCGGUCAUCCCUGCCUGUACCUACGCUCCGUUACAAGCUGCCGUCGCACAGCAGCAGCAGCAGGCCCUGCAGCAGUCGACAGAUGGUGCCGUCGCCUGCAGCCACGACAGAGAAGUAAGUCACGUCCUGGAGAGCUCGGCCGCCGUCCCUCUCCAUCACCGCCUCACCCUGCAGUACCUGCUGGCACACCUGGCCAAGGUCACUCGGGCACAGGCCUGCAACGGCUUGGACACGCACACGCUGGGAAAGAUCUUUGGACCGCUGUUGAUGAGGACAGGUCUGUCUACUCCCAGGUUGUCUCUAGAUGAGGAGUUACCUGCUCUGGUGGUGGAAAGGCUUCUGAUUGAGAGAACUGCAGAACAAGACCUCACUCCCCCAGUUCUUCCAGCAAAGCCAGCGAAAUCAAAAACGGCACCACCAGCUUUGACGGACAUAAGUACCUUUCUCAGCGAUGCUGAAUGGUACUGGGGAGAAAUUUCCAGAGAGGAGGUAAAUGAGAAGUUGAGAGACACUCCUGAUGGUACCUUUCUGGUUCGAGAUGCCUCAAGCAAGCUGGAGGGCGAGUACACUCUCACCCUCAGGAGAGGCGGUAACAACAAACUGAUAAAGAUCUACCACAGAGACAGCCGUUACGGCUUCUCGGAGCCUCUCACCUUCCUGUCCGUGGUCGAGCUCAUCAACCAUUACCGCCAUGAGUCCUUGGCCCAGUACAACCCUAAGCUGGACACCAGACUCCUGUACCCUGUGUCCAAAUACCAACAGCUGGUGAAGGAGAACAGCAUCGAGGAGGUUGGUGAGCAGCUGAAGGUCUAUCAUGAACAGUACCAGGAGAAGAGUCGCGAGUAUGACGCCCUGUAUGAGGAGUACACACGGACCUCACAGGAGCUGCAGAUGAAGCGCACAGCCAUUGAGGCCUUCAAUGAGACCAUCAAAAUAUUUGAAGAGCAAUGUGAGACUCAGGAGCGCUACAGCAAAGAGUCUUUGGAGCGAUUCCAGCGCGAGGGCAACGAAAAGGAGAUUCAAAAGAUCCACAGCAACUCUGAGCGCUUGAAGUCACGCGUGAAGGAGAUCCACGACAGCAAGCGGAAGCUGGAGCAGGACUUGCGGGAGCAGGUCUCCGACAACAGGGAAAUCGAUAAAAAGAUGAACAGCCUCAAGCCGGAUCUUAUGCAGCUCCGCAAGAUCAGAGACCAAUACUUAAUAUGGCUGACACAGAAGGGUACAAGGCAGAAGAAGAUUAACGAAUGGCUCGGCAUAAAGAACGAUGCUGACGACUCAUACUCGCUGGAGGAUGACGAGGGCUCGCCCCAUCAUGAUGAGUGCACCUGGUACGUGGGUGACAUCAAGCGCACCCAGGCUGAGGAAAUGCUGAGGGGCAAAUGUGACGGAACCUUCCUCAUCCGUGAGAGCCAAUCACAGAAGGGCUCCUACGCCUGCUCCGUUGUCAUGGACGGCGAGGCCAAACACUGCGUCAUCAACAAGACGUCCACGGGCUACGGCUUCGCCGAGCCGUACAACCUCUACUCCUCCCUGAAAGACCUGGUGCUCCACUACAAAAACGUCUCCCUGAUCCAACACAACGACCAGCUGAAUGUAAACCUGGCGUACCCGGUCCUGGCCCGCUCUCAGAAUCAGAACCAGCACCCCAGAUGAACGAACCCCCAAGCGGGCGGAGCGAGGGGGACAUCUUUCACUUUUUAAAGCUGAAGAAGGGGGUCGUUCCUGGUUUUUAAAACGGCGAGUCCAAUCGGCUUAACGAGCAUGACUCUCUAGCUAGAGGCGGGGGGGUAGGGGGCUGUAUUUUUUUUCCCACGGAACCCCGGAGCACUUCUUGCUAGCAGCAUGGCUUUCACAGUAAGCACAGCAUCUUGUAACUCCGCACUGUACAGUUUAGCAUGACGUGACUGUACAGCGUCGGUUCCACCCACCCAGUGUGACACAUUUACAAGCACACAUCUGGAUUCAGAGGAUGUGUUACAGGAUAAGCACACAUUACUCAUCUUUUUAAAGAGGGGGGGGGGGUCAGUUUGAGGACAGGAAAAUCUAAAGGAGGCACUUUUUUUUUUUGUUGUUGUUGCUUUUCGCCUUAAACUCCUAACUGUAGACAAAGGCCCGAACUGUUAUCCCCAGACUGCCUGCCGACGCUCCGUAGACAAAAGCCUGAGCUGGAAAAGGGACCGGCUGGGCUCGCUUCACACCUCGAGAGGGCCGAGAAGAGGGUGGUGUCAUCACUGGAGCCUGGGAGACGAGGAAAGGCCCAGGGUCCCCAGUAAGAAUGAUCAGCGCAUUACUUCAUCAAUCCAGAGAUUUAAAGACGUGUAUGAGCUCACUGGGCAGUGGACAUUUUACACCAUUGUUUUUAUGCCUCCACAACCUGUAGAAAGGGUGGUCCCCACAAGUCAUGAUCAAAAACUUGGUCCCCAUUCCAAAUGAUAACCAGUAUGUGUGUGUUUGUGUGAGUCAAUCAGCAUGUUUUAGGUGUGUAGUUUGUUGUUUAGUGAGACUUUCUUUACGAGGGCUUGACAGUAGCCCUCUGCUCUCUCACUUUGCACACUUUGUUGUGGAUUUGCUCCCACUCAAGACUCCAGUGUGACCAGCCCACAGCCAGUGUCGCUGUCACGCAUCUGAUAAGCUCAAACGCACGCAGCGUUCGUGGCACCUUCGUUCCAUCCGUCGUCGGGUCGGUCGGACCAACACUCGAGCGCACUUUUUUUUUUUGUCUGUUCCGCACGCAGAGAAGUGGUCUCUGAAAAGCUCAGUCCUCCACACUUUGGUUUAAGAUCAGCGUUCUCCAGGCGCAGUUUGGCUUUGGCGUCAACUGGCUCUUUGCAGUUUGAUCCAUGCCAAACAAGACCAGGUCACCUGAAUAAUAGAACAUUUAUUGAGAGAACGGCGUCCAUGCAGCACAAGAAUAUCAAAAGUUAUUUGAUUUCAGGCGUUCAAUUCAGAUGAAGACACCAGUUGUCUGUCCAUUUACUGAUUGGAGCGUAAACCAGUAUUUCAUGGUACAGUCCUCCCUCAGAGUCUGCCCCCUCACUGUAUCGUGGAUUUAAAAAUAUAUAAUUUCUAAACAAAUUGUGUGCGGUUUUGGUCUAAAUUAAGCAUAAAAAUGGCUAAAUUGAAUAAAAAUGGCAGCACUACAGUAGUAUGGGAAACUAGAUGGGACCAAACCAAUCAGAGCAGGCUGCUUAGUACCGUGGUCACUGAUUGGCUCAGCCUCACACAGCAUCACUAAUAGGGAUGAUGUUUGAUAAGAAAUUAUCGAGUUCGAGCCCAUUAUCGAAUCCUCUUAUCGAACCGAUUCCUUAUCGAUUCUCUUAUCGAAUCCAGAUAGGUUGUUGUAUAUGGAAAAAAAUAUAUAUAUAUUUGGUUUAACAAAAGCUCACUUUUAUUUUAUAAGAAAAAUAAAAUAAAUAAAUAAAUAUUGACUGUUACCCCCCUAAAAAAAAAAAAAAAAAAAAAUAUUGACUGUUGUUACCCAAAGUAUAUUAAGUGGGAUUUUUCAGAAAAACAAAUAUAUACAGUAACACAAAAACAACCUGUCUCUGUGAUCACUAUAGGUGACUAGCCAUGCCUUGAGGCGUUUUUUUAGGGUCCAUUUGUUUUGUUGCUUGUGUGACAUCACAGGAAAUGACGUAGCUCAGUCGUUAGACUGAGCUACGUCAUUU
This is a messenger RNA of Entelurus aequoreus (snake pipefish), 4310 nucleotides long. Its product is annotated as phosphatidylinositol 3-kinase regulatory subunit gamma-like. Gene Ontology annotation, cellular component: phosphatidylinositol 3-kinase complex. Gene Ontology annotation, molecular function: 1-phosphatidylinositol-3-kinase regulator activity. Gene Ontology annotation, biological process: phosphatidylinositol phosphate biosynthetic process; insulin receptor signaling pathway. The coding region runs from base 1 to 2295 and encodes 764 amino acids. Lineage: Eukaryota; Metazoa; Chordata; Actinopteri; Syngnathiformes; Syngnathidae. The transcript has 17 exons. The record is from RefSeq and is a predicted model, not a curated record.